ACAAUGCAUGCUAUUUUGCUUUUUUCAAAUCCAAAUAGACGUGACCAACAAAAAUAUUCGUGAUAAUAAUACUGUAAAAGGGGCAUAACUCCUCAGAUAUUUCCUGAACUAAUUUCGAAAUUGCAAAAUCAAUAUAAAACAUUUACAAUUGACGCUGACAGUGCGUGAAUAGAAGCAGCAGAUACCAGCAGCAACAAUGAGCUAUCCAUACGGAGGAGGUGGAGGUUACCCAGCCCCAGGCGGUGGCUAUCCGGGUCAGACCCCUGGCUACCCAGGCGGAUAUCCCCAGCCAGGGGGCUCACCUUAUGGACAGCCCACGGUAGGUAUGCCUACCCCUGAGUCUGCCUCGGCGGCAGCAUAUGGGGCGCCUGGAGGGGGUUUGCCUUAUGGGACUGCGCCUCCUGGGGGUGCUCCAGGAAACCUUGGAUUUGGCGGAGUCCCUGCAGGGCCAGGCUAUCCUCAGGCAGGAGGGGGCUAUCAGCAACCAAACAUGGGAGGUUAUGGGGCUCCAGGAUAUAACCCUCCCAAUACAGGCUACAACCCACCAGCUGCAGGCUACAACCCACCAGCUGCAGGCUACAACCCACCAGCUGCUGGAUAUGGUCAACCUUACCCGGGGGCAGCCACAGGGUAUCAGCAGGCUGGCUACAAUCAGCCUGGUGCUCCACCCUCAACCAGUACCCCUGGGUACCCCCAACAGGGAUACAACCAGGCUGGUGCCAGCGCCCCUGGGUAUGGUCAGCCCAGUGCCCCUGGGUAUGGACAGCCCAGCGCCCCUGGGUAUGGACAGCCCAGUGCCCCCGGGUAUGGUCAGCCCAGUGCCCCUGCCUAUGCCCCAGGGGGCAUGUCCUACGCAAGCAAUGUUGUACCCGGUACCAAUGUGACAGCCCUAGGUGUAGGAGGUGCUCAUACGGGAUACAAAGUCAGGGAAGAUCCCACACUGCGACCAGCAGCCAACUUUAAUGCUGAAAAUGACGCCAAGAUACUCAGGAAGGCUAUGAAGGGCUUUGGAACUGACGAGAAAGCAAUCAUAGAUGUCCUUGCCUAUAGAACAAAUGCUCAACGGAUCCAGAUAAAAAAUAUGUACAAAACAUGCUUUGGAAAGGAUCUGGUAGCUGACUUGAAGAGUGAGCUUGGAGGACACUUUGAAGACGCUAUCAUAGCUCUCACUAUGACAGAGUCUGAGUAUGAUGCCUAUGAACUCAAGAGAGCCAUGAGGGGAAUAGGCACAGAUGAAGAUGCCAUGAUAGAGAUUCUCUGCUCUAGAAACAACAGACAGAUCCAGGAAAUUAACGCAGCAUAUCAGAGAAUGUAUCGCACCCGACUGGAGCAGGACAUUGUCAAUGACACCUCUGGGCACUUCAAAAGACUCAUGGUCUCUAUGUCAACUGGCAACAGAAUGGAGAAUCAGGCAGUGGACAUGAACAAGGCCAAUGCUGAUGCACAGAGCCUGUACCAGGCAGGUGAGAAGCGGUGGGGUACGGAUGAGUCAGCAUUCAAUGCCAUACUGGCCUCCCAGAGCUACGAGCAGCUACGCGCUGUGUUUGAUGCCUAUGGCAGGAUCUCUGGACGUCAAAUAGAGCAGGCAUUGAAGGGAGAGAUGUCAGGCAACCUGGAGAUUGGAAUGGUUGCAAUAGUUAAAUGUGUUAGAAGCAAGCCUGCAUAUUUUGCUGAAAAGCUGUACAAGUCUAUGAAGGGUGCUGGCACAGAUGACCGCACUCUGAUUCGUAUAAUCGUCACGCGGGCUGAGGUGGACAUGGUACAGAUCAAGCAGGAGUUCCAGAGACUGUACAACCAGCCCCUCGAGCAGUUCAUCCGGGGGGACAUUUCUGGUGACUAUCGUCUGGCCAUGUUGGCGUUGGUUGGGGGCGGGGGAUACUAGACACCACGCCUCUCAAUGGAGAUACAUCCGGUGACUACAGACGAACAUUGCUUGCCCUUGUCACUGGAUCAUAUAACUAUUAGAUGUCUGCAAUACUAUGCUGGAGUCCUACAUUAACCAAUACUGGGUUUGCUGAUUGGAGCUUGUUUGUCCUUUUUAUGAGUUUGGCUAAAAAGUGUGCAAGAAAAAGGAACUAUGGUUAUAUACUGCUUUAUUUGACAAAAAACAUUUAUAUCUCAAACUGAUGCUAUAAUUUAUUUAUCUUUUUGUAAUGUCUUAAAUUAAAUUUAAUGCAUGCAUUUAUGUCAUAUACAAUGUACAACCUUUUAUUAACAAGUUUAAUUGCGUUUUGCAAGAUACCUAUUGGUAUGAAAGCAAUAAAAGUGCUUGAGUGUGUUCUUGAAUUGUUGGAUUGUUUCCAUUAAUUUACACUUUAAUGUACUUUUAUAAUAUCAGUCAUAGUUUACUUGCAUAUCCAACUCUAUAUAAUUAGUCCUCAAGUGUUUAUCAAUAUAACUUGACCUGCUCUUCUUAAGUUUAUGGAAGUUGCAGGUCAAUGUAUUUCUUGUAUACAUGCUAACAUUCAGCUUCAUGUUAAAUAUUUAGUUUUAUGUGUUACACUAUUAUACAUGUUUGACUUUCUUAUUCUAAAUAUAUCCAUGCCACUACUAAGAAGUGGUUACUAUAGUGGCCAUAUUGUUAUACAGUAUAUAGUGCUAUCUUAUGCUAUGGUGUACACUUUAUUGACUUCCAAGUUACUCAUCAACAUAAUAGUUAAAGACAGUAUUCUGUCAGCUACUCAAUAUAAUUAACAUAACCCAGUUUUUUUUUAAAUCUUUUAAUUGCUGUGUGUUGUCUUGGAUGUUUCUGAUUUCUUACCAUUUAAUUGUAUGAAUGAUUUUGAAACUUGUUAAUCUUGUAUUCAUACCGGUACUUGGUCCAAAAAUUAACUUACAUCACAGCUAUUAUCUAUUUGUAUUAAAGUAGUGUGAGACCAACUUGAAGCACUGUUGAUUCUAUUUAAUACUUAAAUAUGCCUUGUAAGUGCCUAGAAAAUUAAUUACAUGUAUUAUUUAUACAUGUAUAUUGUUGCUUAGAAACACAGCAACUUGAAUAGCUAGUGACAAACAAGAUUAUGAGUUGUAGUUGCAAUGUUUGAUUGUUGUUGGUGUUGUCGUUCUCUUAAAUAUUUUUUAAACCCUUUAAUAUGUUUUUCAUUAUUCAACUUUUUAGUUUUCCUUAGCAGAAGCUAUUGUGUUCGGCAUCUGGCAUCCCUUGUCAUCAUUAUAACAGCAGCAUUUAUGACUUGAUUUUGAAGAAACUUUGUGAAAAUGUUAAUCUUGACAAUAUCUAGGCCUAUCUGGAAUCUGGGUCAAGUGUGUCUGAAAGUAAAGCCAUCAGGUCAAAUGCUAGAAAAACCUUGUAACUAUUCUGGAGGCCACAUUUAUGACUCAUUUGUGAUAAGACUUGGUAAGAAUGAUUAUCUUGAUAAUAUCUAGGCCAAGUUUGUUCAUUUGAGUUCAACAACUAGGUUACUAGUUUAAAAUGAAGCCACAAGUAGUACUCGGUCUCGAUUAAACUUGGGCACAAUACCUCAGCCAUGUGUGAAUCUAGGUCAAGUGGGGUCCUUGACAUUUGGAGUACCUUGACCUGAGUUGACCUAUUCAUGGCCAUCAUGUCAAUCUUGUUGUGUAUUAUAAGCCUAGAUAUGAAGCAAACGUAUUUCCUUUUUUAGCUCACCUGAGCACAACGUGCUCAUGGUGAGCUAUUGUGAUCGCCUUUUGUCCGUCGUGGGUCCGUCGUCAACAUUUGCCUUGUGAACACUCUAGAGGCCACAUUUAUUGUCAGAUCUUCAUGAAACUUGGUCAGAACAUUUGUCCCAAUGAUACCUUGACCGAGUUCGAAACUGGGUUAAUGCUGGGUCAAAAACUAGGUCACUAGGUAAAAAAAACAAAAAACCUUGUGAACACUGUAGAAGUCAUAUUUUAUGCCCAAUCUUCAUGUUACUUUGUCAAAAUGUUUGUCUUAAUGAUAUGUUGGUUGAGUUCAUAAAUGGUUUCGGUCCAUUGAAAAACAGGGCCGCCAGGGGGCGGGGCAGUAUUCCUGAUAUGGAUAUAGAGAAACCUUGUGAACACUCUAGAAGUCAUAAUUUUUGCCCAAUCAUCAUGAAACUUGGUUAAAACGUUGGUUUCAUUGAUAUCUCGGACGAGAUCGAAAAUGGUCCAGAUCGGUGAAAAAACAUGGCUGCCAGGGGGCGGGGCAGUUUUCUCCAUAUGUAUAUAGUGCAAACAUGUGAACACUCUAGAUGUCACAUUUUUUGGUCCAAUCUUCAUGACAUUUGGGCAGAAAUUUGUUUCCUGGAUACGAAGGUUGAGUUCGAAAAUGGUUCGGAUCAGUAAAAAAACAUGGCCGCCAGGGGGGGGGGGGGGUCUUUUUCCUUAUAUUUAUAAAGUAAAAAAGCUUGUGAACACUCUAGAAGUCAUAUUUUUUGCCUAAUCAUCAUGAAAUUUGGUCAAAACAUUGGUUAUGUGGAUAUCUCGUGAGUUUGAAAAUAGUCCUGAACAUUUAAAAAAAAACAUGGCCACCAGGGGGUGGGGCAGUGUUCUCUAUAUGUAUAUAGUGAAAACAUGUGAACAGUCUAUAAGAAACAUUUUUUGCCCACGCUUUAUGAAAUUUGGUCAGAACAUUUGUUUCCUUGAUAUGACGGUUGAGUUAAAAAAUGGUUCGGAUCGGUAAAAAAACAUGGCCGCCAGGGGGGGGGUCUUUUUCCUUAUAAUUGUAUAGUAAAAAAGCUUGUUAACACUCUAGAAGUCACAUUUUUUUGUCCAAUCAUCAUGAAACUUUGUCAAAUAUUGGUUUUAUGGAUAUCUUGUUAUGAAAUCUAGGCCAAGUUCCUUGAUGGUUGUGGUCUGUUGAAAAACAUGGCUUUAAAUGGCUUUAUAGUGUAACCUUGUUUACACUCUACUAUGAAAUUAUCGAUGUACACGUUGAAUGAAAUUUAUGCAUAUUAUGAUAUUCAUGAUCUCCAUGCAGUCAUGUGAAUAUUAAUUCUGCCGUUAAGAUAUACAUUUAAAUUGUCAAUUUUUUUAAAAUUUAUUUUUGUUCCUUUCUGAAGAUGAUUAUUAUGUUUAUGAUUGGUUGGGGAUGAAGUGCAACAAACAUAUUUUUGCCAUCUGAAAACCCUUUAAAUAAUCUCAAAAUUUUAAGUAGUAAUAUUGAUUUCACAGAAAAUUACUAAGGGGAAAAACCACUGUAUAUAACAGUUUAGAGUCAGGGCCCAAAUUCCUGUGCUGGCCACUUUUCACACAUUUUGUUGCAUGUAAUUUAAUGACCACAGACCAAUGAAAUAACCAUUAGCCACAGCAGGUACCUCAUUAUCUCUGACAGUUGCUUAAUGCCUAACCCCUUGUUUACAGCCCUUUGAAUUGAACAGCAUGGAACAGCAAUUGCUAUACAGUGGUAUCAAUAUAGAGAUAAACACAUAAAUACAUCUGUCUGGCAUUUAUUUUCGUAUAAAAAUCAGCAUGCUGACUGCAUACAAAGAACAAAUUACAACAUUGAAGCAAGCUCUUGAAAUAGCAAAAUUUUGUACUUAUAUAUUUCUAAGAAAGGUUUAUACAUUAUAUAUAAAUUUAAUGGUUGUGAUAUUUCAUAUUUCUUAGCUUUAAGUACAAUGAUGCCUGAUUGAACUUACUCAAUAUGGCUAUUAUUUAACUUAUAACUAUCACAAAGUCCCAGUGUAUAUUAUGAAUAUCAAGAAGAAAAAGUAAAGAUAUGUACGUAAGAAUAUCCUUUACAGCUUAGGCAACAACUGUUGUCAAAAUUAAAUUAUAUUGAUCAAUAAAAAAUAGAUUGAAAUAUUCUCCAACUUCACUGUUAAACAUUUAUUGACAAAAAACUAUCGUGUCUACAUGUACACAUAUCAUAUCACAGAUAUACUUUGUUCAAGAAUUAAAGAGAUAGAGAAAAUGUACUUAAUACCAACUAUUUGCGAUACUUAUGAUAUUAAAUGCAGCUUAUAUUUGAGAAUAAAUUUCACAAUUCAAAUGCAUUUUAGUUUUGCAUUGGUUGUAAAUAAAGAGUAGAAGCGUAGAGUAAUUGUUUACAAACAACACGUACAAAUGUGAAUAAUUAACAAAAAUUAACUCUAAAAUGAAGUAUGAAAUUUCAUUUUAAAUCAUAAAUACAGAUUGAUAUACAAAAGUCAUGUAGGCCUACAUGGAUGAUAUGUGAAAUACAGUAUUAUGUGAAAGUCAGAAUAUUCUGGUUAAUUUUAUACACAGAUGUCAUGUAUGAUAUGUGAAAUGCAGUAUUACCGGUACAGUGCCCCAGCUAGGAUUUGAAAAGGGCAGGGGGGCUUUUUUGUCUUAAGUGCACUUUUGACGCGCAAUAUUUUGUGAAAAGGGCACUUUCGAAGCGCAGUAUUUUGUGAAAAGGGCAUGUUCGAGCGCGCGGGUGUUUCUGGAAUGCUUUCUAUUGCAUGUUAAUUUAUAUGUUAUAAAUAAAUAAUUGUAUUAUUCCCAUUAUUAUUAAACCAUUAAAAUAUAAUGUCUACAAUGAGGAUUAAACUAAUAAAAAUGUAAUAAGAGAUUUAUGAAUUAUCAUAUGUAAAUUAAAUAAAAAAUUUUUUUUAUUUUUUUUGAGGGGGGGGGGGGGGGCAGGGCCGAGGCUCGGGAGGGCAUGGCGCGGCGCCCUUCGAUUUAGGCCUAGCUGGAGCACUGCCGGUACUUGAAAAUCAGAGUAUCAUUGUUCUAAAUAACUUUGAAUGCAAAAACAGUGAAAACGUAUUUUAAUAAUAGAGUCUGUACUACCGUCUGUCUGCUCAGCACUCUUCCUCUUUUGAAGAUUUUACACUUAAUAAUCGAACUAUAAAGCGCAAGUUAAGUAUGUACGCCCGUCUGUAUGAAGUAUUUUUAUUAUUUUGAACUCCACCUUCCCAGAAAAGUUUAGUUUCUUUGGGUCUCAGGUGAGCGCCUUAGGGCCCAUGGCCCUCUUGUUUAUAGUUUGAAUACAUUAUUUUGAAAGGAAGAAAAUGAACUUGUUGUUUCAUCAGGAUCCAAACUGUUUGCUACACUGAUGGUAUUCUUUGAAAAAAAUCUAAGAAAAUGCUAAUUUUAGAAAUUCAGCAGACGACAUUUUUUAGCAGACGACAAAUUUCCCAGCAUGCAAAGGGUUAAACUUUUGACUCAGUGAUUGGAAAUGUUGAAAGACUUUUGGUUAAGAGAUGUUAUCUAGUCUAGUCAUUUCUGUUCAACUUCAUAACAAUGGAAUCAUAAGAUUCAGGCGAAAAGUUCUUACUGCCAGUCUGUGGAUACUGUAGUGGCAUCAGACGGCAGAUUAUUUCAAUUAGAUUGGUUUAAUUCAUUGAUAAACUAUGGAGAUUCAUUAUCAUGCUAGACUUUUUGGUUUUGUUUUGUGCUUAUUUAAUAUACAGUAAUAAAGUUGUUAUAGCAAUGGUAGUUAAUAUAACAUAAUAAAUAUAUAUUUGGGCAUUUAUUCAAUUGGUUUUGAAUUCUGAAUACUGUGUUAAAAUUUAAAUGAUUUUCUACCUUUAACAAUACAUGGUGAUAAUGUUGUGACUUUCUUUUUAUUAAGUAAAAUUUUUCUCUACCUCUUAUGGUUCAGUGCAUGUACUAUUUCUCUUAUAUUUAUAUUACGGAAUAAACUUUUCUUCAUGAA
Dreissena polymorpha is the source of this 7561-nucleotide messenger RNA. Its product is annotated as annexin A4-like. The transcript is spliced from 17 exons. Bases 197 to 1882 code for a protein of 561 amino acids. Gene Ontology annotation, cellular component: cytoplasm. The record is from RefSeq and is a predicted model, not a curated record. Gene Ontology annotation, molecular function: calcium ion binding; calcium-dependent phospholipid binding. Lineage: Eukaryota; Metazoa; Mollusca; Bivalvia; Myida; Dreissenidae.